Messenger RNA from Blastomyces dermatitidis ER-3, 1872 nucleotides. RefSeq lists its product as uncharacterized. NCBI's taxonomy places the organism in Eukaryota, Fungi, Ascomycota, Eurotiomycetes, Onygenales, Ajellomycetaceae. The record is from RefSeq and is a predicted model, not a curated record. The coding region runs from base 124 to 315 and encodes 63 amino acids. The transcript has 2 exons.
CCGGCUACGUUACGAAGAUGAGCUCCGUCUUUCUUCCAGGGCUUCGGCGAAAUCACCUACGUCAAGAUUCCCCCAGGAAAAGGCUGCGGUUUUGUCCAAUUCGUCCAGCGCCACGCUGCUGAGAUGGCCAUCAACCAGAUGCAAGGAUAUCCAAUUGGAAACUCGCGUGUCAGGCUUAGCUGGGGUCGCUCUCAGAACAACUCUGGACCCGCUGGAACGCCUUACCGCCCCGCUCCUCCGCCUCCUAUGUACCCCUCCAUGGGUAUGCCACCCUCCCACUCAUACGGCGGUGGCUUCGCACCAAUGAAGCAGUAAACGUGUUCCUCUCUUCGUGAACGCACCAGCAGGAGUUUUUUGUUCUUUUCGAAAAAAAGAUGGGUCUUAGUCUUGGUUCUUGCGUGUAUCAAAUAAAAAAGGAAAAACCGCUCAGGUCAAUUUUUUGUUGUUUUUUUCUUUUUCUUUUUUAUCCUCGUUAACGUCUCCAAACAAAACCCCCUCUUCCAAAGACUCAUGUUAUCUACUCUUUAAAGCUCUUGAUGAGUGUGAUUUCUCUCUUCAAAAUUGCCGCGUUUUCAUCUUCCUUUUCGUCGUGUGCGUUGUGUGAGAGUGGUUUUUCCUCCUUUCUACUCUUAUUUUUUUCUUUUUCUUUUCUUAUUUUACUUCUAACUUCAGUUUGAUUACUUUUUUACUUCUUCUACUUAUACUUCUCCAUCUGUUCUACUACUACAGCAACUAAAGUGCUAGGCAUAUUCAUUCUCUGCCUCUUUUCAUUUUAUCAUGAGCGGCUAUUAUUUUAUGUCUUCGCAAAGAAACUUCUGUCUUUUUUUUAUCUGCUGUUGUGUUUCUAAAAACAUUAAACUGUUAGCUUCGCCUGUCCUGUCUCCUUGCUCUCAUUCUUUUACUUUUUUUCCCCCCCUUUUGCUCUCUCCUCUUUCAAAUCAUGUGCGCUUAUUAUGAGAUAAGAAUGACCGUGUUCACCACAGUUUAUUUGGUUUUUUCUUCUUUUUUGUCAAAAAUUGCCAAAUGUUAUAUGGUUGUACUUUUUUUUUCUUCUAUAGCUUUGAAAAAUUGCCGCCUUUUUUUUCUUUAAUAUUUCUACUUACCUCUCUAUCACUGAUGCUUGCUCUGCUUAUGUAAAAAAUCUCAUGCAGGAUUUCUAACUUUAUAUGGUGUUUCUUCUCUUAAAUUUAUUGUAAGAUUUUCUAUACUAGUGUUCUUUCCCCUUCUUCUCUUUAAAACUGCCAUUGCUUUAUUUUUAUUUUUAUUUUUUAUGUAUUUUUAUUUUUGUUAUUUUUUUGACUUUCUUUUUAAACAGUCUUCUUUAAAAUUGUAAUAUCUCACAAUUGUAGCGGAAAGCGCUCCACUUCCGCUCCCUUUCUGUAGCAGAAGCUCCUUCUCAUUUUCACUCCUCCACUCCUUGCACGUCCGCUCCACCCCCCUGCUUCUUAUCCCUUCUUCCAUCUUCCGCCCCGCAGACACCCCAUUCCUCCUUCCUCCCUUGACCCUUACAGGCUGCCCCUCCACGUACGCAGGAACCUGUUCACCGGUUCAUGUAUAUAUAUAUACUAUACAUAUACGCGCGUCCAGCCCCCCUUCCCCUUCUAGAAAUAAGCGAAUAAAUAAAUAAUAGAACAUGAUUACCAUUACCAUUAUCAUUACCAUUGCCAUUACCGAUAGAGAUAGACACUCUACGACUACCACCCCAUUAGAGGGCGCAGGAUCUAGUUCCAAACGAAACGGAAUCUCCAACGCGUCGUUUCUUCUGCGGGCGGUUUGACUAUUUGUUUACAGAGUAUGAGUACUAACAAGUGAGGUUGGCGCAUCUCUUAGUUCGAAUCGGAUCGGAUGGUCAAAGCAGUAACUAGAGGUCAG